Sciurus carolinensis (gray squirrel) is the source of this 1029-nucleotide messenger RNA. RefSeq names its product three prime repair exonuclease 2 (gene Trex2). The transcript has 2 exons. Bases 95 to 805 code for a protein of 236 amino acids. Gene Ontology annotation, cellular component: cytoplasm. Gene Ontology annotation, molecular function: 3'-5'-DNA exonuclease activity; nucleic acid binding. Lineage: Eukaryota; Metazoa; Chordata; Mammalia; Rodentia; Sciuridae. The record is from RefSeq and is a predicted model, not a curated record. Gene Ontology annotation, biological process: DNA catabolic process.
AGCAGCCUGUGUGGAGACAGGUGUCCCGUAGCCUAGGAAGCUGGCCAGCGCCUGCCCCAGCUGUAGGCCUUGCUGCCUCUGCGAAAACAUCACCAUGUCUGAGCCACCCCGGGCUGAGACCUUUGUCUUCCUGGACCUGGAAGCCACUGGGCUCCCCAAUGUGGAUCCGGAGAUUGCUGAAAUAUCCCUCUUCGCUGUUCAUCGUUCCUCCCUGGAGAACCCUGAACGUGAUGAGUCUGGCAUCCCCAUGCUGCCUCGUGUCCUGGACAAGCUCACGCUGUGCAUGUGCCCAGAGCGCCCCUUCACUGCCAAGGCCAGCGAGAUUACGGGCCUGAGCAGUGAAGGCCUGGCACGGUGCCGGAAGGCUGGCUUUGAUGGUGCUGUGGUGCGGACACUGCAGGCCUUCCUGAGCCGCCAGGAGGGCCCUAUUUGCCUCGUGGCCCACAAUGGCUUUGACUACGACUUCCCUCUGCUUUGUACAGAGCUUCAACGCCUGGGUGCUCACCUGCCCCGGGACACUGUCUGCCUGGACACGCUGCCAGCAUUGCGGGGCCUGGACCGUGCCCACAGUCACAGCACCCGGGCUCAAGGCCGCAAGGGCUAUAGCCUGGGCGGCCUCUUCCACCGCUACUUCCAUGCUGAGCCAAGUGCAGCCCACUCAGCUGAGGGUGAUGUGCACACCCUGCUCCUGAUCUUCCUGCAUCGCGCUACUGAGUUACUUACCUGGGCAGAUGAGCAGGCCCGCAGCUGGGCCCACAUUGAGCCCAUGUACACACCCCCUGAUGGCCCAAGCAUUGAGGCCUGAAUGCCACCUCACCAGUUCAGCCAGGCUCUGUGCCCUGGAGCUGGUUCUAACCAGGGAGACUUGCUGCCCCUCUCGCCAGCUCUUAGCUGGAAGGUCCCAGGCCUGGUUGACCAUGGAGCCCAAGAGCCUUCUUUAAGCCCCACCUUUGGGCCUGCAUGCUCUGGCAGUUGGCAGCUUUGGGGAUUCUGCUCUUCCCCCCGUUUCUCAAUAAACAUCACUAACUA